AUGGUGGAUCCUUCAUCUUGUUCCGCCAUUAAAGAAGAUGGUUUACCAGAAGGUAUUUUGUUCGAGAUCUUUCUUAAACUACCAUGGAAAUCAAUCAACCGGUUUAAAUGUGUAUCAAAGGUAUGGUUAUCUAUCAUCUCUGACCCAAAUUUUAUGAAAAACAAAUUCAAAACAUUAUUCAUUGAACCUAAACCAUGGGUAAUCUUUUCAAACCAUGUUAUACCUAAUCAACAUCAUCCAUCUGAUAUUAUAAUUCCUAGCAGACUUUUUCAUACACAAUUUAUGUCAUCUGGCAAUGAAUUAUCUGGUUAUGAUGGGUUCUCCUUUAAUUUCCUCCGUAAAUCAUAUGGAUCUGAUGCACAACAUCGUAUCCUCCAUGUCUUAGCUUCUAGAAGUGGUUUAGUUCUUUGUUCUGUUAUAAAUUACUCCAAGGAAAGUACGGAUUAUUUUGUCUGUAAUCCGAUUACGAAUGAAAGUGUUUCACUCCCUCCACCACCCACAAAAGGUGUUGGUAGGUUUACAUGGUCUCCUCUGUGA
This is a messenger RNA of Papaver somniferum (opium poppy), 537 nucleotides long. RefSeq names its product putative F-box protein At1g47300. The transcript has a single exon. NCBI's taxonomy places the organism in Eukaryota, Viridiplantae, Streptophyta, Magnoliopsida, Ranunculales, Papaveraceae. Bases 1 to 537 code for a protein of 178 amino acids. Gene Ontology annotation, molecular function: protein binding. The record is from RefSeq and is a predicted model, not a curated record.